CCCUUGCCAUGGUAAGAAGCGCGCCGCCCUUCCUCAUCCACUUCGCUCCUCUAAGAUCUGAAAUGGCGACGGGCUCUCUCUGGGCCGCCCUUCUCAGGCGAGCCCGCGAUGGAAAUCCCAUGGCUCCAUACCUCAGGGCCGUGCCCUUCGCUCGUUUCGAAAGCCUUAGGCCCUUCUCCUCCGGCCACUCGAGGGGCGAAGCCGUCGCCGUCGAGGAGGAGCGCGCGGCGCGGCUGGACGAUCUGAGGAGCCGCCUCUUUCGGCUCCGGUUCCCCAAGCGGAGCGCGACGGCCGCCCUCGAUAAGUGGGUCGGCGAAGGGAGGAAGGUCACGGCCUCGGACCUCCGCCAGAUCGCCAAGGACUUGAAGCGAUCGCAGCGCUAUAAGCAUGCCCUCGAGAUUUUAACAUGGAUGGACUCUUGGGAUAAUUUCCAACCAUCCUCAGCUGAUCAUGCUGCCAGACUGGAGAUGAUUACCAAAGUCCAUAGUAUAGCUGAGGCUGAGCUAUACUUCGAGAAAUUAUCAGACAGUGCUUCAAGGAGGGUUGCAUCCUUCCCUCUUCUUCAUCAUUAUGUGAAGGAAAGGAACUUAGAGAAAGCUGAGGCUCUCAUGUCAAUGCUGCUGAAUUUGGGGCUCGUUGUGGAUCCUCACCCUUUCAAUGAGAUGAUGAAGCUGUACGUGGCCACAGGUCAAUAUAAAAAGGUCCUUGCUGUGAUCCAGCACAUGAAACGCUGCAAGAUCCCUCGUAAUGUUCUUUCAUACAACCUAUGGUUGAAUGCCUCUGGUGAGCUGUCUGGUGUUGCUGUAGUGGAGAUGGUGCAUGAGGAGAUGAUGAAUGACAAGAAUGUUGAGGUGGGUUGGAGCACAUACUCAACCUUAGCCAAUAUCUACACAAAGUCUGGUCUCCUUGACAAGGCAUUCGCUGCUCUUAGAACAGCAGAGGAGAGGCUCUCUGUGAGGAAGCGUCUUGGCUAUUCUUUUCUGAUGACAAAUUAUGCUGCUCUGAAAGACAGGGAUGGAAUUCUGAGGCUCUGGGAAUCCAGUAAAAGAGUACCAGGGAGGAUUUCUUGUGCAAAUUACAUGUCUGUAAUGUUAUGUUUGAUCAAAGUUGGUGACAUUCAAGAGGCUGAGAAGGUCUUCAAGACAUGGGAAAUGGAGUGCAGGAAGUAUGAUGUUCGGGUCUCCAAUGUCCUUCUAGGUGCUUACAUGAGAAAUGGAUGGAUGGACAGGGCUGAGGCAUUGCAUCUCUAUACCUUGGAGGAAGGUGCCUGCCCAAACUACAAAACAUGGGAGAUUCUGAUGGAGGGUUGGGUGAAAUGCAAUCAGAUGGAUAAAGCUGUGGAAGCCAUGAAGAAAGGCUUCUCCAUGUUGAAAGCUUGCAAUUGGAGACCCCGUUCUGAUAUUGUGGUGGCCAUCGCCAAAUAUUUUGAGGAGCAGGGAAAUAUUCAGGAAACAGAGAGGUAUGUGAAAGUUCUUCGCCAUUUACGACUCAUGAGUUUGCCAAUAUACAAGUCUUAUCUGAGAGCAUGCAUAAAUGCUAAAAGAGCUGCUCCCAGUAUGCUAGAGAAAAUGGCAAGAGACGGAAUUAGCUUGGAUGCGGAGGCUGAGGAGCUUAUUCAACGUGUCAGCAAACUUGAUAAUAUCAGUGCUUAUAAUGAUUUUUAUUUAUGGUGAGACAGAUUGAUGAUCUUAUUUGGAGUUGAGCUGGCUACACACUCCAUGAUACAUUUCCGAGAUUGGCGAAUGUUCUGCAAAUUAGUUUUACUGUAUUCUCCAUGCUGCAGGUUUACCAAAUAUCUGCUUUUCUGGAAGCAAGAAGCCAGGUCUCAUAUUAUUUUGGAAAACCUACAGCUAUUCACAUUAGGAUAAAGCUUAUGGAUGUGGAGGAAAUUAUUCAACGGCAACUACAAGGAGUUGUUCAGCAUCAAACAUUAUGUAGAUUAAUCUGGAGGAGAAUUUAUGUAUAAAUUGCCCAGCAUAUUGGAAGAGUUCAUCUGUCUAAGCAGACAUAGUGGAUAACACAUUCUCUCGGAUGGCUCUCAUAUGUGCCAUGACUUUUUCUUGAGGGGGCAUGGUUUCUUUCACCAGGUUGUGAUCCAAGAAGUGUUUGAUCCAGGCACUGAUCAGAGGCAGGUCCUGUUCAUUGAUGAUCUUGAUCCCAAUGAUCUCUUCAAUGAUUCCAAGCAAAGUUGCCAUCCAACCUGCAAUGAUGUCUACAAACCCUAUUGUUUCACCUCCAAAAAACUUCUUUCCCUCAAGAUGUCCCUCCAGAGUUUUAAGGCUCUCCUGCAUCUCCUUCACUGCCCUCAGCUGCUCCUCCCCCACCUUGGAGAAGACAUCAAAACUGCCAUGCAAGCACUGUAAUCAAAAAAUAAGUUUAAGUGAUUCAGAAUUUCAGGAUUUGUUUCAUUGCAACAUGAUCAAAAGGUGAGUAAACUAAUGUACGAUUAUGCAACCUUUUCUUCAACAAAUUUAGCCCAGAAACGAGUGUUGGCCUUCUGAUAAGGAUUUGAUGGCAAGAGAGGGUAGAGGUCACUCCAUGCCUCAUCUAUGUAUUCAACGAUCACAACGGACUCAGCAGUUGGCUUACCGUUGUGGACGAGCACAGGACCAUCUUGUGGACUGGGUUGUACUGAAGGAGCUGGGGGCUCUUGUUGAGCAAGUCCUCAUUCACAUACUCAUAUUUGAUGCCUUUCAGCUGGAGAGCCCAUUCCACCCGAAGGACGAAGGGACUCAGGAUAUUCCCAUAAAGCUUCACUCCCUCUUCUCCCAUGGUUUCUCCUAUCUUACUGGAUCACAGAUGCAACUGGUAAUCCACUAAUAGCUGAAUGUGUUUGUUGUGGAUUCCAGAGUUCGAUGGCUAUUAAUAUUACGGAAGAGGAUAGGAUUGACUUGUUCUGAUGAUGUCACAAGAAUGUCCAUAUGAGAGAUUUCAGUUGAAGUUUCUUGGAAGGAUAAGAGUUGGGGGUCAGAGUUGGCGGCAGACCAAAAAAAAAACUGGAAGGUUCUGAGUCCCUUCUCGCAAGUCAAAACGGGUUGAUACCCAUGAAUAGACAGGUGACGUCUUGUAUACGGAGCCGAAUAUUUUUUUUGUGGCCAAUCAUGGCUAUUUUUGCUGGCACUGAAUAGGGGUGGAAGUGGAUUUUAUAAUAUUCAUAUGAAUUCGUUUUCGUAUUUAAAA
This is a messenger RNA of Phoenix dactylifera (date palm), 3180 nucleotides long. RefSeq names its product Tetratricopeptide repeat (TPR)-like superfamily protein. Gene Ontology annotation, molecular function: protein binding. The record is from RefSeq and is a predicted model, not a curated record. Lineage: Eukaryota; Viridiplantae; Streptophyta; Magnoliopsida; Arecales; Arecaceae. Gene Ontology annotation, cellular component: mitochondrion.